Molecule: messenger RNA, 2532 nt
Organism: Scophthalmus maximus (turbot)
Lineage: Eukaryota; Metazoa; Chordata; Actinopteri; Pleuronectiformes; Scophthalmidae
Gene: arl8bb
Product: ADP-ribosylation factor-like 8Bb
Exons: 7
Coding region: 108-668 (186 amino acids)
Biological process (GO): protein transport; anterograde axonal transport
Cellular component (GO): lysosomal membrane
Molecular function (GO): GTP binding; GTPase activity
Source: RefSeq, a predicted model, not a curated record
AUCACAUGCUGAUCACAUGAUUAUGACAUUGCAGCCACUUCCUGCUCAGACCCGCUCGCCAGGUCACAACACAGACUUACGGGCACAUCCAGCCGUGUCAUCCGAAGAUGCUGGCCCUCAUAAACAGGCUCCUGGACUGGUUCCGGUCGCUCUUCUGGAAGGAGGAGAUGGAGCUCACGCUGGUGGGACUCCAGUACUCCGGGAAAACCACGUUCGUCAACGUAAUCGCGUCAGGCCAGUUCAGUGAAGACAUGAUCCCCACAGUCGGAUUCAACAUGCGGAAGGUCACCAAAGGCAAUGUGACGAUAAAGAUAUGGGACAUAGGUGGACAGCCCCGCUUCCGAAGCAUGUGGGAGCGCUACUGUAGAGGAGUCAAUGCAAUUGUUUACAUGGUGGAUGCGGCAGACCGAGAGAAGAUAGAAGCUUCCAGAAAUGAACUGCACAACCUUUUAGACAAACCACAGCUACAGGGAAUUCCUGUUCUAGUUCUGGGCAACAAGCGAGACCUACCCAACGCCCUUGAUGAGAAGCAGCUCAUUGAGCAAAUGAACCUGUCUGCCAUUCAGGACCGAGAGAUCUGCUGCUACUCUGUCUCCUGCAAAAAGAAAGACAACAUAGACAUCACACUGCAGUGGCUCAUCGAGCACUCAAAGUCCCGGAGAAGCUGAGAGCGAAGCCCUCCCCUGGUCGCAGCUCCGGCCUCGGCCCUCUAAUGGUCACGGGGUCCCUCGACAGUCAUCCCCCUCCACCGCCUCCGUGAAGUAAUCCAGCUCUCUCGCUCUCUGCGCUCACCCACUACACUACCACAGAUGUGUUGCCCCUGUACAGCACUGCCGCCAUCCCAACUGUCUGGAGUCUUGAAGCGUUGUCCCAGUACUGUUGCUAGGAGGUGGAUUGUCCUGACCCAUCAUGCCUUAUUGCCUGUCGUGACGGACAACGCUCAGUAUCCGUGAACAUCGUUGAUUCUCAGUCUUUUGUUUCUUUUCUUUUUUUUAAGCCUCUGUUUCCUUUGACAGGGGAAUCUAAUGAUUCUCCAAUCCCACAGCCACACAUCCAUUUUGUUGCCUGUCAACAUUUGGUGAAAUGUUGACAUGACACAUUUUGCGAUUGUAGUUUUUAAAACGAUGAAUUGCCAAACGACAACGGUUGCUUGCGCUAAUGCCUUCGAUUCCCGAUGAACCCUGGGCAAUGUAGCCUGCAUUUGUUUGCAGGCCUAUGGAAGAAUCCAUUUUAUUAAGUGACUUAGAUUAAAGUUUACACAUUACAUAAAAAUCAAUAGAAGGUAAGACUGUGAGUGGUGGUUGUUGUGGUACUGAGGCAAAAAAAAAAAUCCUAUAACGGAUCAGCAGAUUUUUAAGUGCCUUUGGCUGAGUGAGAGUCUCAAUCAGACAGAUAUUGCUCAAUGCAACUUCUACCCACUAUGAAAGAAAUAACAACACUUGGUACAGACAGAAUAAAUCCCUUGAUUACACUUAACACCUCUUCUAGACAAUCUCAUUUAUGUUUUCUAAUCAUAUAAACACAUUAUGAUGUCUGAGGAACAGACAGUACUGUACCAACAGAUGAAAACGAGGAAUGCGGUCGUGGAUGACGGGAUGCGAGAUGAAUAAGGAAAUGUUACAUUUUGUUGUGGUUGAUGGGUAAUUUGAAUUGCCGUUUCACUUGUAGCCUGUAACUCUUUAUGUAGCAUGGAAUGUGGGCUAACCCUCCGCUUGCACUUCUCAGGUUGUUUAAAAAAUUGUCUGAAAGCAGUAUGGGCGUGGACUGUUCCAGUAUCUGUUCCAUAAGCCCCCCCCCCCGUGUUGUUUGGGUUGGAUAACAGAAAGCCAGUGUUAGUCACGAUGACCGAGAGCAGGAGACAAAGCGUUUGGAUGCCCGAUGCUCCUUCCGUGCUACGCCACACCCUAGUUUGAGGCCUGACGUCGUUUUGUUCAAGUCCCAGCGGUCCAAGUACGAUGCUUUGCUCCCUGAUAAGCGAGACAUUAAUUGACUCAUCAUUUCUUUUCAGCGACAAGACAAUGAUUUCUGCCAGGUUCGCCCACUGUACAUGAAUCUGCCCCUUUGCUCGGCCAGUGCAUCUUGAUCUGUUAUUUUUUUUUUUUCUGUGUGUGUCACCUGGUCAGGGUGAGUGAUCCCUUCUGCUACAAUCCUAUUUGUAGGCCCACGUGGCUUAUGCAUUUCACUGUAAUGUGUCUUCUACAAAUCCAUCGCACACUCUCGGUUAGCUCACUUGUCGUGCUGUGUGCGCUUGUGAUCGUUGUAAUCCCCGAUGUCGAUCGUCAGGACCACAGCAGCAGCGAGGGGCCAUAUAAUUGGGUGACUGUGUGGGGGAAUUUUGGGGGAAAGCUUUGUUACCGGUGUAAUAAUAAUAUAGCCUGUUUGCAAUUUGUAUGUGCAUGUGCCGAACGUAUCCACAUUCAACUGCAGACCUUGUACAUAAGAAGUUAGCAUUUUUAUUCAGACAAAUGCUCCUAUAGAUGUAAUGCAUUCUUUCCCCGUGAUUGCAAAUAAAUUUGUUUUUAUUUUUAAGGA